AUGCCGCUGUCGUCGCAUGGUCAGCCAGCGCUGGCGUCGGCGCCGGCAAAACCAUCAGCGGCGGCUAAGACGUGCGGCGGCUCCGCUGGCGGCGUCGUGGCGUUGACGGCCGACAAAUACGCGCAGCCGGCAGCUGCACAGCGGAGCAGCGCCAAGACACUGCUUGGCACGACCCUCAGGCAGUCCGCCAUCGCGGCGCCGGUCAACGCCGUCAAGUCGGUCUUUGACCGCGCCCCCAAGCUCCGCAGCCACAACAGUUUUGCAGACCCUUUGGAUGCCAACAAAGGCAACGUCGUGAUGGGCGCGGAUUGCGUCAACACCAGCCAAGCCACAGGCGCGCCCACCACGGGCCCCUGCAAGGGGGUCGCCGACGUCGAGGCCGCUGCUGGCGUUGGGGGGGCCGAGCGCUCCUGGCUGUCCAACGUGUUCAAGCUGCUGUUCACGCACCUGCAGAUGCUGGGACUGCUCAGGGGUAUUCGAAUGGACUGGCCUGACGGAUUGGACAAGGUGUUGGGCUUCUUGGAUCAGACCCAGGCCUUUUCAACCUGGGUGUCACUCGAGUGCAGCCUGGCGGGGGUGGGUCUGCACCCCUCCAUCACCAGGUCCAUCAUCCUGCUGCUCAUGCCAGCCGCCGCCUGCCUGGUUGGCUUGCUCGGCUGGAUUGCCAUCGCCGCCGUCACCGCGCUGUGGCAGCGCCACCAAGGGCUGCUGGGUCACGAGCAUGACCGGGUGACGUGGGAUUACUACCGCCCGCGGGUGCUGAUGACGUGCAUCAUGGUGGCCUUCUUCCUCUACCCCCAGGUGUCAGACGCCGUCGUCACGAUCCUUGCGGCAUGCACCACCGUUGACAACCACAGCGCGGUCAGCCCGGCCUACCUCCCGCCCCGCAACGCCACAUCGCCGGGAGGAGAUGCACUUGCCGCCCUCAAAGCCGUCGGCACUUACUGGAACUACGACACCAGCCAGAUGUGCUUUGAGGGGCCCAUGAGGGUCCUGCUGGUGAUGGGCAUCAUGUGGGUGGUGGCGUUCUGCGCGGGAUUCCCCCUAGUCAUGGUUCUGGUGCUCUGGAUGAACAGGGAACGCCUGGGGGAAGUCAAGACUGACUUGAUGUACGGCUUCUUCUACGACUCGUACCGCCACGGCUACUACUUCUGGGAGUCUGUGCUGCUCCUGGAGAAGCUGCUGCUCUCCCUGGCCAUCACCGUCACCACGCGGUACGGCGCCCCCGCCCAGGUCCUGGCGGGCCACUGCGUGAUCUUUGUGGCGCUGAUGCUGCAGGUCAAGUGCCGCCCCUAUGGCUGCCAGAUGCUGGACAGGCUACAGGGGACCAGCCUGUACGCGCUGGUGGGAAGCUGCUUCGCCCUCAUGAUGCCUGCCCUGGAUUCCAUCCUAACGGGUGACGGGCUGGUGUCGCAGUCCAGCGCAGUGACCGGCGCGUCCCUCGCAAUCGCCGGCGUCCUGAACGUGGGCGUGGUGCUGCUGUUCCUGUGCGCGCUGUACCUUGAGGGCCGUCGCAUGGUGGUCAGCGCGAUGGACGCUGAUGGCGACGGCAAGGUGGCGGUUUGGGAGGUCCUAGACUGGGUGGCAGCUCGCCUGCCACCCUGGCUGAAAAACCGCUUGGCGGCAACCCGCAAUGCCACUGGGAGUUGA
Molecule: messenger RNA, 1650 nt
Organism: Monoraphidium neglectum
Lineage: Eukaryota; Viridiplantae; Chlorophyta; Chlorophyceae; Sphaeropleales; Selenastraceae
Exons: 6
Coding region: 1-1650 (549 amino acids)
Source: RefSeq, a predicted model, not a curated record